This is a messenger RNA of Solenopsis invicta (red fire ant), 936 nucleotides long. RefSeq lists its product as uncharacterized. Bases 1 to 936 code for a protein of 311 amino acids. The transcript is spliced from 3 exons. Gene Ontology annotation, molecular function: catalytic activity. Lineage: Eukaryota; Metazoa; Arthropoda; Insecta; Hymenoptera; Formicidae. The record is from RefSeq and is a predicted model, not a curated record.
AUGAACCGCGGUCCUGGAGCGGCUGGAGAGACAGAAUCCUGGGUUUUGCACCGGGAGCUGAAAAUUAUGGCUGAGAAUGUAGGGGCUACUAGAGAUGGGAACCCGGUUCUCAGGAUACCAGGGUUCAGCGUUCUCAAAUUGAAAGCGUUGAACUUCAAGUCUUACCUCGGGCUCGACCAAGGUGAGCAGGACCCAAGUGGCGUAGCAGCAUACGGGAGAGUUUUUAAGUUUCCGACGGCCGAGAAGCCCAGAGCCUGCGUGGCGGUGAAGGGCAUUGAUGCCCGGCUAAUUCCGCAUUUAUGUUCCAGAGAUGUGGUAGCGGUCGAGCUGGAUGUCAAUGCUUCGGGAAGCAGGAGGAAGGUGGUGGUGUGCUCCGCGUACUUUCUUCACGUUGAGGGGGGUCCGCCGCCGGCAGGACCGGUGACCAGAUUGGUGGAGUACUGCCAGAAUGAGCGGCUUCUCCUGAUAGUGGGGUGCGAUGCUAACUCGCAUCGCACGGUUUGGGGAAGCAUGUAUACCAACGACAGAGGUAGGAAGCUAUUGGAAUUUAUAGCGUCAACAGAUCUGGAGAUUCUUAAUAGAGGUAAUGAAUCCACCUUUUGCACGGCGCUGAGAAGAGAGGUUCUCGAUCUUAUUGUCUAUUCUAGGCAGAUCAUCUUCGGGAUGGCAUGGGCUAGAGGGGAGGUGUCGAAGUUCAGGAAUCCCAAGAAAACCGAUAGGGACUCCUAUCGGAACGACCUGAAAUGUUAUCUCCAGGGCUUCCCAAGGAGGCACGGAACCAAGGAGGAACUGGAGCUCUGUGUGGAUCAUCUGCAGAGGGCUCAGGUUGAGAGCUACAAAAAGAACUGCCCAGAAAGGGCGGUUAAGAACUCCAGGGGCAACUCUUGGUGGAGUCCCAAGCUGCAGGAGCUCAGAAGUGUAGCUCGGAGAGCCUGA